AUGGCGGCGGCAUGCGAUGGUGAGGCGGUGGCAGCGGCGCGGGCCCUUUGCGCUUUCUCCCCCUGUGACCGUCGUUUCUUCGCCAUCUCCGGUUCGGAUGGGCGCCUGCGGGUGUGGGAGACGGCCAACAGUCGGUUACAUCACGAGUACGUGCCCUCGGCCCAUCUCAGCGCUGCCUGUACUUGCCUGGCCUGGGCCCCGCCGGGGGGACGGCCGCCCCCCAGUAAGGAUGGUCCCCAGAGGAAAAAACGAAAGUCUGAAGUUGCAGAAGUGGACAAACAGUUAGAUAUCCUGGCUAUUGGUACAGCAGUUGGUAGCAUUUUGUUGUACAGCACAGUAAAAGGAGAACUACAGAGCAAGCUAGAUGGUGGUCAUGACAGUAGAGUAAAUUGUGUGAGAUGGCAUCAAGACAACUGCUGCUUGUAUAGCUGUUCAGAGGACAAACACAUUGUGGAAUGGAACACACAGACCUGCAAAGUGAAGUGCAAGUGGAAAGGCGACAAUGGCAGCGUCACCUCUCUGUGCAUCAGUCCAGAUGGGAAAAUGCUGCUGUCAGCCGGUAGAACUAUAAAACUGUGGGACCUGGAGACCAAAGAAGUCUACAGACAUUUCACAGGCCAUGCUACAUCAGUGUCAUCAUUAAUGUUUACCACAGUGAAACCUAUGAAUGAUAAUAAGCCCUUUGAUGGAAUUACAGGGCUUUAUUUCUUGUCUGGAGCUAUACAUGACCGAUUACUGAGUGUGUGGCAGAUCAGAUCAGAUAGGAAAGAAAAGAACGCUGUCAUGGCUUUCACAGUAACAGAUGAACCAACUUUUAUUGACCUGACCAUAUCAGAAGUCAAAGAAGAGCCUGUGAAGUUAGCAGUUGUGUGCAGAGAUGGGCAGGUGCAUUUAUUUGAGCAUAUCUUAAAUGGUUAUUGCAAAAAACCCUUAACAUCAAACUGUACUAUCCAGAUAGCAACGCCUGGAAAUGAUGAGGACUCCACACCAAAACCUGUUCCUAUUUUAGCAGCUGCAUUUUGCACAGACAAACAGUCUCUGCUGCUUGUGUAUGGAAACACCUUACAGCCCAUCAUAGAGAAAGUGUCUUUGAACACCACUGAAUCCCACGUGUGCUUGAUAAGGGACAUCCAGAAAGUGUUGUCACUUAAAACAGACGUUGCUUUAACGAAGGUAAAGACGCCUGUUGUGAACUCAGACACCAAAGUUCUAGUGCCUGGCAUUCCAGGACACAGCACAACUGUCAAAACUCCAUCCUCAGGGAAGGAGAAAAAGAAGAACAAGAGGAAACCUGGAGAGACAGAGGAAAGCAUUGAAGAGCGCCUAGGAGCACUGGAUAUUGAUGUAAGCAAAGUAAAAACUCCAGGGGGCCUUCCACAGGCAGACAGCUUUGCAGUGCUUUUGGUCCAGGGCUUGGAAAGCAACGAUGCGGAAAUCUUAAAUAGAGUGCUUAACACAAAAAAGGAAACUGUAAUAAAGAACACAGUAGCCAGAAUGCCUAUCCACGCUGUCAUUCCACUGCUGCAUGAGCUUACGAAGAGAUUGCAGGGCAACCCAUACAGUGCCUCACUCAUGGUUCGAUGGCUGAAAUCUGUUUUUAGUCUACAUGCAUCCUACCUUUCUACAUUGCCAGACCUUAUUCCUCAGCUGGGGAUGCUAUACCAGUUAAUGGAGAGCAGAGUCAGAACUUUGCAAAAGCUUUCCCGUCUGCACGGAAGACUCUUCAUUCUUGCCUCCCAGGUUGCAGCCUCAGAAGCGGGUGAGGAUGUAACUGAGGUGAAUCAGACUGCAAAGCUGGUGUAUGAGGAUGAAUCCUCAGAGGAGGAAUGCUCAGACGAUGAGAUGAUUGCAGAUAAAGAGUCUGAUGAAAACUGGGAUGAAGAUGAGGAAAAAGAGGAGCAAUCUGAUGAACAAGAAAUGGCUGUUGAAAAAGAAAUCAAUGGUGAUUCCGAUGGGGAACCAGAAAAUGAAAGUGAAGAAGAAUAGCAACAUGAAAGAAGAACUUUUACCA
Messenger RNA from Indicator indicator, 2011 nucleotides. RefSeq names its product WD repeat domain 43 (gene WDR43). Gene Ontology annotation, cellular component: nucleolus. Lineage: Eukaryota; Metazoa; Chordata; Aves; Piciformes; Indicatoridae. Gene Ontology annotation, biological process: maturation of SSU-rRNA from tricistronic rRNA transcript (SSU-rRNA, 5.8S rRNA, LSU-rRNA). The record is from RefSeq and is a predicted model, not a curated record. Gene Ontology annotation, molecular function: protein binding. The coding region runs from base 1 to 1986 and encodes 661 amino acids. The transcript is spliced from 18 exons.